CCGGAUGCUUGAAGGCAGCAAGAGUAGCCUUGGAUUUGGGUGGCUGGAAUCACUGAUGAUCUUCCUGGCUUUCCUCAAACACUGCCUGGUGUAGAUGUCCUCUCUUACAAGUUCUCUUUUACUUGAAACAAGUGGAGGCUUGGACCCAGAAAUAUCAACAUUUUCCUUUCUGUUCUCAUUACUUUUUACUGUAAACCCCCUGUAUUAUCCUUUCAUUUAUUCUGUUGUUUCUACUAUUACACAGUUUUGGCGAAUUUGAUCCUGAAACCAUGUUAAACCAUCUCCUAAACCAAGCAGAAAAACUGGUAAAGAAGAGGAAAAAGAAAAGUUCAGAACGGUUGCCCAUGACUCCUCUGAACAACAUCUCUCUGCCAGCGAAUGGUCAAUAUGGCCCAUUCAAGUUCAUUAAUAUGUGUGUCAUUGAUUCAAUUCUGAUGGCCUUAUAUUGUUGUUAUUUAAAAACAGAUCAGGUUAGAUCGCUUUUUGGCACUCACCAAAUACUGCGAGCAGUUAUGUUUUUUCUAGGUGCUAAAAGGUAUAAUGAGGCCAAAGCAUGUUGGUUUUUGGCACAAAUUGUUUUGUACAAGAGUUCCAAAAUAAUUAUAACUAAAGUGAACAACACUGAUACAGAACAAUUUGAAUUAAAUGCUUGGAGUGAACCAACAGACCAUUUAAACAUAUUUAAUGAACUUGUAUUGGUCAAAUAUCAUUUUGAUGAGGACAGAAAUAGCCCACCUGCAAGUAUUUGUCAAGAGGUUCUCUGUAAAACAAUAAGCUCAUUUGAACACCUCGGAGAUGUGCGUUCCUUGGGUAUAAACGAGUACCAACCUACGCUAAUUUUGGUGGAUAUAAAUAGGCGCAAGGACACACUUCCACGUCUGAUUAUCUUUGAUUGCUACAGCAGGGUCUAUAAACUACAGUUUCUAUUAAUGACGCGAAAAUCAUUUCAAAACCAUGUCAUUGUGGGUUUACUUCUCUCUGAUGGAUGGGCCCUCUAUGAUGAUCUGAAGGCAGACUAUAAAGAUUUUGACCCUAACAGUGCUGACUUUAAAGAGGAUUUCAUCAUUCUCCUGGCUGGCUAUGUCAACAUACCACAAUUACCAUUUGGCAUUGCUGAAGAGGGAGGAUACGGGACCAGAGUUUUCAAACCUUCUCGUCCUUUUGAUAAUCAUCCAAAAGGGCACCUAGACUGACGACUGGACAACAGUUUCUGUCAAAAUAUACCAUUAAUAAAAUUGAUGUACACAUUGA
Messenger RNA from Triplophysa dalaica, 1251 nucleotides. RefSeq lists its product as uncharacterized. Bases 270 to 1193 code for a protein of 307 amino acids. The transcript has 5 exons. NCBI's taxonomy places the organism in Eukaryota, Metazoa, Chordata, Actinopteri, Cypriniformes, Nemacheilidae. The record is from RefSeq and is a predicted model, not a curated record.